GUCAGGCCUCCAGGGGAGCCCUUCUCUUCUCUGUUCUCUCAGCGAUGUUCAUAUCACAAGCGGUGUGCAGCUCCAGACUGAGCUUGGCACGUCCCCGACAAUAACGCACUCCAUCUCGGAUUCGUCGCCCCGGACCUGAGGGUACCAGUAACUACCCAGGGUGCUAUUCGGACAUGCUACCUCACCAGGAAACUGCAGACUUUAGACGGGUAUGAUUUGGAUUUGGAAAUGCGAUAUUGUUGCCACUUAAAUCUUUUACAAUCUAUACAAUCUUCACAGAGGCAGUGCCGAGAUUCAAGGACACUUCCUACCCAGGGUUAGGAAAGAAACGUUGCUGAACUUCCCUUUGGCGCAAUUCUGCGAUAAUACGAAAUGCUCUGAGACCACGUUGAAUUCUGAGAAGCACCUGACAAUUGCAUAGUGCACGUUAUCUAAUUGGACGAGGGUUUGACAACUAUUGAAUGACGCUGUCAAAGAACAAUGUUUCAAACUUGUAAAUUGAGGUUUGGCGUUGGUUCUGUCGUCUCCGAUUUGGUAGCCUAAACAUAAAUGGAUACAUCACUUUGGAAUACAAGCCCCUAUUGUCGCGUGUUUUAGGAUACACAAUGCUAGUACUACUAUUGAGAUUACUGUGCUUUUCACUUUGUAGAGAGGUUGUUUUCACUCACAUACACCGGGAGAAGACAAAGACAAAUGUUACUCCUAGACAUGAGUAUGCCGUCACUAACGGGAACGUAAACAAAACCAAUAGUAGGCAGAGUUGGCACUCUGUGUAUGGCAGAGUUGUCAACGAAAUGGACAGUAAAAGGGUGCAUACCUCAAGUGCAUCGUCUUGGGAUGUGGUUAGGACAUGGGUGGAGAACAUGAAUGGGACUGUUAAUAUGAAAAGAGUUAUGAAUGAAAGAGCAAUAGUGCGCAAAGGCCAUUCUUCAAAUGAAACCGAUUAUGUUACGUUACUCGAGGAUGGAAAGUCAGAGAGCCUCGAGGUGGAAAAGUUGGACACCGAGCAGCAUGCAACCAUGGAAACGCGGGAUUUUGUAUAUGGUCAUUUAAACCCCUCCAUGAGACGCACGCGAGGAGGACACCACCGUAACGAGCACAAACGGAUCUGCAGACACAAAAGAGGGACUGUAAGCCGUCGGAGAAGAAAUGUGAAGGAUGGCAGUAAGAAAGAUAACAAAAUAAGUGAGCCAACCAUGCUGUCAGAUGCGUCUUUGGAUGCACUGUUGGCCAUGUGGAAACCGCUGCCUAAACCUAUGGCCCAGAACCAGUCAACAGACUUGCCAUUUGACGCCAGUGAUUAUGAACAGUUCACUUUACCAGACCUCCAGGACUAUACCACACUGAUUCCUCUCAAUCCUCAAACAAAGAGAAAAUAUGUAAAAACUAACUUUUACCCCAUAACAGCAGAAUCAUAUGCCAUCAUGAUCAUUUCAGUCAUCAUUUUUACUGUUGGAAUAAUUGGGAAUAUGGCAAUCAUGUGCAUUGUGUGCCACAACUACUACAUGAGAAGUAUUUCAAAUUCUCUUCUUGCCAAUCUCGCCCUUUGGGAUUUUGUUGUCAUCUUUUUCUGCCUGCCGCUGGUGAUAUUCCAUGAACUAACCAAGAACUGGUUGUUGGGGGAGUUCUCCUGUAAAAUCAUCCCCUAUAUUGAGGUCGCCUCCCUAGGGGUUACCACCUUUACCCUGUGCGCUUUGUGCAUUGACCGCUUCCGCGCUGCCAACAACGUCCAGAUGUACUAUGAGAUGAUUGAGAACUGUGCCUCCACGGCUGCCAAGCUGGCCGUUAUCUGGAUCGGGGCUCUCCUAUUGGCCCUGCCAGAGCUCCUGAUCCGCCAGCUGGUCACUGAAGAUGGCGAGCCUCCGGAUGUGACGCCCUGCCAGCGCUGCGUGGUUCGUAUCUCCACCGAGCUCCCUGACACGCUCUACAUGCUGGGCCUGACCUAUGAUGGUGCUCGCCUCUGGUGGUACUUUGGCUGCUACUUCUGCCUACCCACGCUGUUCACCAUUGGCAGCUCCCUGGUGACCGCCUGUAAGAUCCGGCAGGCCGAGCGGGCCUGUGUGCGAGGCAACAAGAAACAGAUCCAUCAGGAGAGCCAGAUGAACUGCACAGUUGUGGCUUUGGCCAUCCUCUAUGGCUUCUGCAUCAUCCCAGAGAACAUCUGCAACAUCGUCACUGUCUACAUGGCGGCGGGUAUUCCCAGACGGACCCUGGACAUUCUCCAUCUGGUCAGCCAGCUGCUGUUGUUCUGUAAAUCGGCAGUGACACCUGUCCUGCUGUUCUGCCUGUGCCAGCCCUUCAGCCGGGCCUUCCUGGACUGCUGCUGCUGCUGCUGUGAUGAGUGUGGCCCGCCCAGAUCUUCCACCUCCGCCACUACCAGUGAGGAGAACGAGCACGAGUGCACCACCACCGACCUAGAGCUGUCGCCCUUCAGCACCGUCCACAGGGAGGCAUCCUCCUCCUACACCACUGCGGCGACCCACUGCUAAGAAGGGUCAAAAGGUCAUGACCUCCAUCAGAUGUUACAACUGCCCUGGGAAGAGGUCAAGAGAUCGGACUGUAAAACUAUUGGGCUGGUUUCCCGGCACCCGGAUUAAAUUUACUCCAUGAUGCUAGCUAGUCUGGGGAUAUGCUUAAUCUGAGACUGGGAGACCCUUAAAGUUAGGAUUAGUAAAUGUUUUAAUCCCAACAAUUUAGGAGUUGAGGGCACAACAUAUGUCUCGGUUUACUCAAGUUGUGUACAGUUGAAAGUCGGAAGUUUACAUACACUGAAGUUGGCGUCAUUAAAUCUUGUUUUUCAACCACUCCACAAAUUUCUUGUUAACAAACUAUAGUAUUGGCAAGUCGGUGAGGACAUCUACUUUGUACAUCACACAAGUACAUUUUCCAACAAUUGUUUACAUGGAAAUGAUUUCACUUAUUCACUGUAUCACAAUUCCAGUGGGUUAGAAGUUUGCAUACACUAAGUUGACUGUGCCUUUUUUAACAGCUUGGAAUAUUCCAGAAAAUGAUGUCGAGGCAUGCAUGCCGAAGGACACCAUCCCAACCGUGAGGCACAGGGGUGGCAGCAUCAUGCUCUGGGGAUGCUUUGCUGCAGGAGGGACUGGUGCACUUCACAAAAUAGAUGGCAUCAUGAGGUAGGAAAAUUAUGUGGAUAUAUUGAAGCAACAUCUCAAGAUAUCAGUCAGGAAGUUAAAGCUUGGUCGCAAAUGGGUCUUCGAAAUGGGCAAUGACCCCAAGUAUACUUCCAAAGUUGUGGCAAAAUGGCUUAAGGACAACAAAGUCAAGGUAUUGGAGUGGCCAUCACAAAGCCUUGAAAAUGUGUGGGUAGAACUGAAAAAGCGUGUGCGAGCAAGGAGGCCUACAAACCUGACUCAGUUACACCAGCUCUGUCAGGAGGAAUGGGACAAAAUUCACCCAACUUGUUGUGGGAAGCUUGUUGAAGGCUACCCAAAAUGUUUGACCCAAGUAAAAAAUGUAAAGGCAAUGAUACCAAAUACUUAUUGAGUGUAUGUAACCUUCUGACCCACUGGGAAUGUGAUGAAAGAAAAUAAAGCUGAAAUAAAUCAUUCUCUCUACUAUUACUCUGACAUUUCACAUUCCUAAAAUAAAGUGGUGAUCCUAACUGACCUAAAACAGGGAAUUUUUACUUGGAUUAAAUGUCAGGAAUUGUGAAAAACUGAGUUUAAAUGUACUUGGCUAAGGUGUAUGUAAACUUCCGACCUCAACUGUAUGAUAAAUUGUUCAUUUGUUUACAGAAACCAUACAGAAAGUAAUGUGAAUAGUUCAAUUCAACAUUUUGAAAUUAUUAACUCACCUGUAUAUUCUCUUUUUGAAUUUGCACUGAAAUUUACCUUUUACUUUAAUUUGUUUUGUUGUUUUUUUGUCAUGUUUUAAUUGUAUUUUGUUGUCUCUUCCUGCUUCCAGAGUGUCUCAAAUGGAAAGCAAUAUAUUGAAAUGGCUGGUCGUAGUGUAUUAUGUUUUGCCGAUAAUGGUGAUUCUUGUGAAUCAGUUCAGUUAUUCCUAGCUCCCUUGCUAUGUAAGUAUAUUAUUCCGUCUGUAUUUGAUAGCAGAAAACUGUGCGAUACACUUCAGUCAGCCAGUAAACUUACUGGAGUGGUGUUUUUUUUAACUCACUUUAAUAAAUAAAUAUAAAAAGA
Messenger RNA from Oncorhynchus kisutch (coho salmon), 4160 nucleotides. Its product is annotated as prosaposin receptor GPR37. Gene Ontology annotation, biological process: positive regulation of MAPK cascade; adenylate cyclase-inhibiting G protein-coupled receptor signaling pathway. The record is from RefSeq and is a predicted model, not a curated record. The transcript is spliced from 2 exons. Gene Ontology annotation, molecular function: G protein-coupled peptide receptor activity; prosaposin receptor activity. NCBI's taxonomy places the organism in Eukaryota, Metazoa, Chordata, Actinopteri, Salmoniformes, Salmonidae. Bases 606 to 2489 code for a protein of 627 amino acids. Gene Ontology annotation, cellular component: plasma membrane; signaling receptor complex.